AUGAAACAUGCUGUGAACUAUCUCUUUUUUAUAGAGAAUAUGUUUUCGGAAUAUUAUACUAUUGGUAGAUAUCCAGUGCAAGGGGAGUUUAUGGUGAUGGCUUACGAAGCAUUGAACAACGACUUGACAAUUAACGACGAACUGAUAAACAAAUUGCAAGUGAUGGUUUCUACGACUGAGAUGGUACAAAGUUACUUUUUCAUCUGGGACGACUUGGCUGAUAACAGUACUGAACGCGGCGGCAAGCCUUGCUGGCAUUUGUUGGACGAUACCGGUUUUAUUGCGUUCAGUGACGCCUGCAUUAUGAGGAGUUUUAUCAAUGAAAUAAUACGACAAAACUUUAAUGGAGAAAUGUGUGCAAACAUUUUAAGUGUCUAUGAUAAGGUUUAUUUUGUGUCUUCUGUCGGUCAAUAUAUGGAAGUAGAGAUAUCCAGAUCUAGAAAUUAUGAUAAUUAUAACAUGGAAUUGUUAACAAUGCUGAAUAACUUGAAAUCUUCGUUCUACUCCAUCAAGUCACCGCUUUUGCUAGCCCUGGCUCUUAGCAACAAGUUGAACAAAGCGUCUUACGACGUCGUGGAUGAUGUGGGUUUGGAAAUUGGUGCUUUAAUUCAAUAUCAUAACGAUUUGUUAGACUUCUAUAAUGAAAAGGGUGCGAUAAACGUCUGCAAAAGCUCGACGGAUAUACAAGAGGGCAAGUUUACGUGGGUAGCAACAGCAUUCUUGGAGAACUGCAACUCUGAGCAAAGACGGAUCUUCUUAGAGAACUUUGGCAGCGCUGAUCCCGAGAAAGUAAAACGAAUCAUCGAAGUGUACGAUGAGGUAGAUAUAACGAAACUUUACAAGCAAGAGCAACAGAAAUGUUUUGAUGCAUUCAAUAAAAAAGUAUCCAAGUUGCCCAAGAACUCAAUACCCUCUCCGGAAUUCUUCAAAAGUUUUCAAAAUUUAAUUCGUUACUAUUCACAAGACACUAAAAAUUUUAUGUACGAUAAGAAUUAA
Molecule: messenger RNA, 996 nt
Organism: Papilio machaon (common yellow swallowtail)
Lineage: Eukaryota; Metazoa; Arthropoda; Insecta; Lepidoptera; Papilionidae
Product: farnesyl pyrophosphate synthase-like
Exons: 5
Coding region: 1-996 (331 amino acids)
Biological process (GO): trans, trans-farnesyl diphosphate biosynthetic process
Cellular component (GO): cytoplasm
Molecular function (GO): dimethylallyltranstransferase activity; (2E,6E)-farnesyl diphosphate synthase activity
Source: RefSeq, a predicted model, not a curated record